AGAAUAACAAUUUAAGGUGAAUGGAUGGAAAUACUUUGUUGGAAUUGGAGAGAAAAGAAAACCAAAGACCAAAUUACUAUUUAAAUUUGAUCAAAUUAUCGGUGAUUUAGUCGAGUUACAAUUUAGAAGGAGAUUGAUUAAGGUUAAAGAAAGUAAUUUUUUCCAUCACAAUUAUGAUUAAAUCUCGAUUAAUUAGUUAAAUGUUACGUCUGGUGAUUUAAUUGGAACAAUUAAUAGACGAUUUAUCUGUUUAACUGUUACCCUUUCUCCAACCAUCAAUAGAUUAUCCAAGUGAAUCAAUUUUAUCUCCGCUUAUUAACAAUUGGAUCAAGGUGUUUGGGUUAAUCGUCUACAAGUAAAACAACAACAACAACAACAACCCUAUUAAUGUGUACACGUUGUCGUAUCUUUAUCAAGCCAAUUUUGAAGCGAAAAUAUUUGUAAAUACUAUUAGAUUUCAGUGAUUUCCGUUUUGAGAAUAUAUUUCAAGCUGAAUUGUGAAUACAAGUAACAACAAUAAGACCAACACAACAACAACAACAAAUCAAAGAAAAGAAAUUGUCAACAGUUUUUAUCUACAUGAAUCUUUAUAUUGAAUAAGUGGAUAGCAGAAAAGUAAAAAAAAAAGAUUAGACAAAAAAUACGGAAUCAAGUUACAAGAGAGAAAGUAUUUGAGUCUUUAAUCGUCUUUAAUUGUCUUGAUCAUCUCAACACUUUCACAUUACAAUUUGGAUGAAACCAGCUGAGAGUUAACAGUUAACUGUCUUCCUUUUCAUCUUAACCAUCACCAUCAUCAUCAUCAUCAAUUCAUAUUCAUCAUCAAUAGGAUUGGAUUAACAUUCUCAUGGAUUUCAAAGUGAUUCUAAUUUUUGUGAUAUGUAAUUUAGGUUUAGCUUAUGGUUUCUUUGAAGGGAUUUAUUGUGGUGUAGACAAUUGUUAUGAUGUAUUAAAUGUUACCCGAGAAGCGACCAAAGAGGAGAUUACCAAAGCUUACCGAAAGUUAGCCAGAAAACAUCACCCUGAUGUCCACAAAACAGCGGAAGCCAAAGCCGAGGCUAGUGAAAAGUUCACCCGAUUAGCAAGUGCUUAUGAAAUAUUGAGAGAUGAUGAACAAAGAAAGGAUUACAAUUACAUGUUGGAUAAUCCUGAUGAAGUGUAUAGACAUUAUUAUCAUUAUUAUCGCCGCCGAUAUGCCCCCAAGGUGGAUGUCAGAAUUGUCAUUGUAAUUACCAUAACAGUUAUUUCUGGUAUCCAAUAUUGGGCCUGUCUAUCAAAAUACAAUGAAGCCAUCGACUAUUUUUUAACUAUACCUAAAUACAGAAUUAAAGCCACCGAAAUUGCUAAAGAUGAAGGUUUGCUCAACCAUUCGGCAGCUAAUAGGAAGAAGAAUCGAUUUAGAACGAAAGAUGAGAUUAGACAAGAAGAAGAGAAAAUUUUACGUAAAAUAAUCGAAGAGAAAAUGGACAUUAAAGGAGCUUAUGCCAAACCGAAGAUCACUGAUGUUCUAUGGGUCCAAUUGUUUCUUCUUCCAGUAACCAUAUUCAAUUGGAUCUAUUUCCAGAUCCGGUGGAUUUAUAAGUUUACCAUUUGCAAGGAGGAAUAUGGAGAUGAAGAGUUGGAACAUUUGAUUAGGAAAAACAUGAGUCUCUCGAAGAGUCAAUAUGAUGCUCUGGAUGCCGAAGAGAAAGAGGAAUAUUUUGACCUUGAACUUUGGGACAAAGAGAAAUAUAAAACAUGGAAACAAGAAAAAGACGAUGAAAUGAGAGCUAAACUCGCCGAAAGUGGAGUAGCCAAGAGAUACCGCCGGUGGAAAAAGAAAGGUGGACCAGGACAAAUUACAUUCUUAGAUGAUUAAUUAUAUAAUUCGUUGUUAAAAGACUUAAAAAAAAUGUUCGCAAUUAACUCAAAAAAUCAAUUUCUCUAUUGGGUUAUCAUCAUCUUCAUCAUUCUAAUUGCUAAUGUGAAAACCUUUAAUUUUUCCUCCUCGUCAAUUAAUCAAUUUUGUUACUGAAAAUUUUAAUACAGAACAGCAAAAGUUAUUAGAUCAAAUCGCUAAUUAAACAAUUUAUUUAUAUAAAAAGAAACAA
Molecule: messenger RNA, 2087 nt
Organism: Panonychus citri (citrus red mite)
Lineage: Eukaryota; Metazoa; Arthropoda; Arachnida; Trombidiformes; Tetranychidae
Product: dnaJ homolog subfamily C member 25 homolog
Exons: 5
Coding region: 845-1855 (336 amino acids)
Biological process (GO): protein folding
Cellular component (GO): endoplasmic reticulum membrane
Source: RefSeq, a predicted model, not a curated record